Messenger RNA from Pseudovirgaria hyperparasitica, 2603 nucleotides. RefSeq lists its product as uncharacterized. The coding region runs from base 121 to 2283 and encodes 720 amino acids. The transcript has 13 exons. The record is from RefSeq and is a predicted model, not a curated record. NCBI's taxonomy places the organism in Eukaryota, Fungi, Ascomycota, Dothideomycetes, Acrospermales, Acrospermaceae.
GAUCAGCGUCUGGGACGUUAAAUAGCUCACGUUUGUAGCUCUUAAUCUCUCUCUUCUUUACAUACAAAUUCACUUCAACUCAAUUGACGAAUCUCUCAAUAACCUCAUACUUUAUUAACGAUGGCGGCAGGUGACUCAACCGUUGGGGUACCCGUUAUGGAUACGUCUCACGUUCUUAAUGUUAUGAAAUACAAGAAGUCACUGUCGAAAGCAGAGACUAUGGCUUGUGUCUCUCUCUCUGGUACGGAGACCAAGGCACUCUUCGGGGAAAAUGAUGACAGCACUGAAUCUCUGGCCUCUCUACGCCAAAAACUGUUUGACAAGAAAGUCUUGAGUGCAAAGAGAGCCGGAUACCCUUUCUGCACAGAGAGUGGUGGUUCAGUCGGUGACAGCACAAUGAUCAAAGAUUACCUCCUCAUGCUCGAUCGUUCGCUCGAGUCGAAGAAUAAGGCGCGGACUAUAUACAUCCUGUCAGAGCGUUCCACAAUAGACGAGACGACCACGGCAUUUCUCGCCCAAAAUCAUGACCUUGAUCUGAAGGCAAAUCGGCCGGACCUACUCAAGUCUGGUACCACUGAUCUUAGUAGUGCAUAUUCGAAAGAUGCUUUCACAGCUCAGGCUGGGACUGGCGGGAACACACACCCAGCCGAUAUGACAGAGACUCACUGGGAUAUCGUCACACGGACCAACGCUCUUUGCAGUGGAUACAAGAUUCUGUACACCACGGAGAAGAAGACUGACGAAAUAGUCAAGAUCACACCAAACGAUUUAGAAAAGACAAUGUACACUGCCUUUCAGGUCACCGAAAGAUCUUUCUCCCCUCAUGAGAUCUCCUUUGCUCGACCUGACAAGGAGAAGGAUAUAAAGCUUCCACCCAGCAAAUACAGAAUUCCAAGAUUCCGUGUCGAAGACGACUCAAACGUGGACGUGUAUGAGACAAAGACCCAUUUAGAGUCAUCUAUGGCAGAAAGCUCUUUCUCGAAGUCCUCAAUCGAAGCAUCAGCUGGUGGUGGUGCCUUUGGCUUUUCACUUGGAGCCAGUAUGGGGUUUGCCAAAAGCGAUGAGGACAAGAAUGCACAGACAAGCACGAAAGAUGUUGCGACCAUGCAUAUUCGCUAUUACUUUCCGCGUGUGGUCAUUCAGCUUGAUGAGCUCUCACUUGAGUUAUCACAGGAAUGCAAAGACGAACUCGAUGUGGUGCUGACUACCGCCAAGUUUGAGAACCUGCAGCGCUUCUCUGAGAAGUUUGGGCACUUCUUCGCGACCCGUGUCCAGCUUGGCGGCACCCUGUUUUCCUCGGAGGCAUCAGCGGCAUUUGGUGACUCCUCUGAUUCGGAAAAAGCUAGCGCUAUGAAGGCCUCUGCGGCGCUGUCCUUCUCGUCACCGUACGCCCAAGCCUCCAUAAGCGCUAGUCGAGAGGAAAUCAAUGCAUCUGCCACGAGCAAUAAGGAGAGUAUGUUCGCAAAGUCCAUCAUUUGGCAAGCUAAGGGUGGUGACACUCUUCUUUGUAACAAUCCUCCGGCAUGGGCGCCCACCGUAGCCUCGUUUUAUAAUUGGCGCAUCAUCAAGCAAGAUAAAAUAGUUCCCUUGGUGGAUCUGAUCGGCAAGCUACCUGGUUAUUCCGAUGUACCCGUGGCAUUCGAGAAAAUUGCAAGCGGCGAACAUCCUGCAAUGACAACCAUACCACUUAAAUUCACCCUUCAGAAGGAAGGAAAGAGCGAUGAGUACCUGACCUUGGAAAAGACAGGAUGGUCGUCUUUGGAGCCCAUGAUCCUGGCUGGGCAUGUGAGCGACCUGCCUCAUUCGUCGAUCGAUUGGCUAUGCACAAACUAUAUGAAGAGAGAAGAAGAUCGCCCAGAUAUCAGAGUCGGCAAAAAUCCAUCUCCAGCAUCCCGCAUCUUCCAAGCCUCAGUUGCCGUGCCUGAGAAUGACAAGGAUAGCGUCAAAGAGCUCCAAUACAACACAAAAUACAAACUCUCCCACCACGCCACCGCCACCACGCUCGGCUCCCACCCUCCCCUGCCCCGCACAUUCAUCUUCGGCUCCGACAUGCUCGUCGACUUCGUCUUCCAGACACCCGGCGACGUCAAGAAGACCGGGUCUAUCAAGGACGGCGACACUGUCGAGCUUGCUGUGCACACCUUGAUUCCGUGUGGUCUGCUGAUGACGUCGCUGUCGACAUCUCCUGCGGCGCCCAAGGGGACGGAGAUCUUGGAGGCGAAGCCGUGGCAGUCAGACCAGAGGGACAGGUAUUUGAAGUUCGUGUUUCAGUAUGUGGCUUGAGGUGGCGACGUGUGUCUGAUGUGAGAUGGGGUAGGGGACAGGAAGCUGGCUUCGAGUUAUUAUAUCGCGAUCUUGCAAGUCUAAUGUUUUAUUGUAUUCUGUUCUUUGGAGUGAAUCUUCUUCCUCCUCGUCUUCCUCCUAAUCUGUGCCCUGCUCCCCGCAGGCUGUGAGCCUGUGAUGUGCUCCUUACCUCGUAUAGAUGAGGUUUUACGGGACACGUAAUCCGUCCCUGUUAUACCGUACCCGUAGAGUCUUCCCUUUGCGUCUGUACGGGGUGAAUAUGUAUAUACUUUACGUAAAGAUAUGCAGAUGAAAUCCAU